UCAAAGAGGGAGAAUCAAUGUCUUGUUCGUGGACAACAGAACCCUGAGCAACUGUGACCGCAGUCAACUAGCAAAAAGUGUUGCCAGGCUAGGGUUUUAGGGCUCUGCCGUUGUAAAACCCUGGCUCCGGUAAUGGAGGGCUUGAAGGUUUCCGAUACCAAUAUGAAAGUGUUUUUGCACCCAUCGAAGAGCGGCGACGUCGACGGAGCAAUUCAUCACCAGCUGAGCUCCAUGAUUUUCAAGUUUGAUGAUAAUUUGGAUGGUGUCUUAGUUGCUUAUAAGUUUGACAUUUCAUCCAAGGAUGCAAAGAUUCUGAAUGGGGUUCAUCCUUAUUUUACUGUGAGCAUAAGAGCGACGCUGUUACUUUUCUCUCCAAAGCCAAAUAUGCUUGUAGAAGGGAAGGUGGUGAAAGUCACACGAGGAUCCAUAUCUGUCAUUGUUCUUGGCUUUUCAUGUGCCUUCAUAAAAGACGAAGAUAUUCGCGAAGAGUUUAAGUAUAAAUAUAAACGUGGCAAGCAAGUAUAUAUUAGCAGAUAUCAGAAGCGGCAUGUGAUAAAAGUUGGAAGCAUGAUACGACUUUCAGUCAACAGUUUGGAUGUGGAGACACUGCACAUAUAUGGUUCUUUGCGUCCAGCUCACACAGGGAGCAUUCGCUUUUUAGAUAAAGAUAUGGAAGAUGAUGGACUUACAGACAGGAGUAAUAAGAGGAGAAGAGAAAAUGAGGGGGAGUCAGUUAUGCAAGAACCCAGUACGACAGUUAUUCAAGGGCUUAAUACCAAAGUUAAGCCUAGUUCAAUCGGUACCGAAGCAUUUUCUUUCAAUAAUGACCAGUAUAUCAAGAAGUCAAAGAAACACAAGACAAGGUAAAGAGACUUUAUAAGAAUGCUGUGGGGUUUCUACAUUCUUUUGUGGUUACUUUUUGAUUUCCAGUAGCAUCAAUGUUGUAUUUCUUCACAAGCCAAAGUCAUGUUAGCUACACCCAGGUUCUGAAGCCUCAAAGUCCAAAACAGAAAAAAGCGUUAAUGCAUAUUAGCUAUUUAGCUCAUCCCAGAUAGAGAUGCAUCUUAACUUUUAUUGUAAUUGGUUUUAGCUUUUUAGGACUUGUGUUCUGUGAUGCUUGUAACUUUGUGAUAAAUUAUCUGUCUUUGAGGUUAUGUGUAAUGCAACAUGUUCCUUAUAAUGGAACUGAAGCUCAGUUUAUCAUUUUGCUGAGUCAUAUGA
Rosa rugosa (rugosa rose) is the source of this 1221-nucleotide messenger RNA. RefSeq lists its product as uncharacterized. Gene Ontology annotation, biological process: DNA-templated transcription initiation. The transcript is spliced from 6 exons. Gene Ontology annotation, cellular component: RNA polymerase I complex. Bases 133 to 867 code for a protein of 244 amino acids. The record is from RefSeq and is a predicted model, not a curated record. NCBI's taxonomy places the organism in Eukaryota, Viridiplantae, Streptophyta, Magnoliopsida, Rosales, Rosaceae.